Molecule: messenger RNA, 677 nt
Organism: Phaeodactylum tricornutum CCAP 1055/1
Lineage: Eukaryota; Bacillariophyta; Bacillariophyceae; Surirellales; Neidiaceae
Gene: Lhcf11
Product: protein fucoxanthin chlorophyll a/c protein
Exons: 1
Coding region: 18-611 (197 amino acids)
Biological process (GO): photosynthesis, light harvesting in photosystem I; response to light stimulus
Cellular component (GO): membrane
Source: RefSeq, a predicted model, not a curated record
UCGAAAAAUUAACCAAGAUGAAGUUCGCCGUUUUCGCCUCCCUCCUUGCCUCCGCCGCCGCCUUCGCUCCGGCCCAGCAGUCCGCCCGUACCUCGGUCGCCACCAACAUGGCCUUCGAGAACGAGCUCGGAGCCCAGCCUCCGCUUGGCUUCUUUGAUCCCCUCGGAUUGGUUGCCGACGGCGACCAGGAAAAGUUCGACCGUCUUCGUUACGUUGAACUCAAGCACGGACGUAUUUCCAUGCUUGCUGUCGUUGGUUACCUUGUCCAGGAGAACGGAAUCCGUCUUCCGGGAGACAUCGACUACUCCGGAACCAGCUUCGCUUCCAUCCCCAAUGGUUUCGCUGCUUUGUCCACCAUCUCGACCGCCGGAAUCGCUCAGAUCGUUGCUUUCAUUGGAUUCCUCGAGAUCGCGGUCAUGAAGGACAUAACUGGAGGAGAAUUCCCUGGUGACUUCCGCAACGACUACAUCGACUUCGGCUGGGACUCCUUCGAUGAGGAAACUCAGUUCAAAAAGCGUGCUAUUGAGCUCAACCAGGGCCGUGCCGCUCAGAUGGGUAUCCUUGCCUUGAUGGUCCACGAAAAGUUGGGAGUUUCUCUCAUCCCUAACUAAAUGACGGUUACGCUUAGCAGCCGGUUAGAUCUAACUGAACUAGAAUAAUUCGACUUGCAUCACUGG